Molecule: messenger RNA, 2463 nt
Organism: Aureobasidium musti
Lineage: Eukaryota; Fungi; Ascomycota; Dothideomycetes; Dothideales; Saccotheciaceae
Source: the annotation of a GenBank genome assembly
AUGCUUCGCAGACAACCCACCAAGAUCACUCUGGUCCAGGACGAUAUUGCUGCUUACGAUGCCAAUAAACUCAGAAAAGAUCAGGAGAAGAAUCAGCAGCAGCGUGCGGACCUUAGUUCCUACAGCGAUUCACGUUUCGACCCAUCUAGAGGCCCACGAAAAGACACAAGGACCAAGGAACAGAGACUUGGCCUAGAUGAUGGCGCGAGUGCGGCUAUUCCCCUUGGUGGCUUGUGUCACUCUCUUGUUGUGUUCGUUCUCUUUGACGCUCNNGUUCAAGCCCAAUCACCCGAAACGGCACCGCUUCAUACUACAAAUCAUGUGAAGCGCUACGGCUCAGGGACUCCCUACUGGUUCUCUGAGAUCACCAGGCAAGGCAAAGUUGUAUAUGGCGCAAACUCUUCAUACGUCGUUUGGAGGAAUGUAAUGGAUUAUGGAGCUAAAGGUCUGCUUGAGUGCUUCAAUUGCAAUCGUUAUUUAUCUGACAGAAUCCAGNGCGAUGGCGUUACUGAUGACACCGAUGCUAUCAACAAUGCAACAUAUGAUGGCAACAGAUGUGCCUAUCCUUGUGAAUCACAGACUACCGCUCCAGCCAUUGUGUACUUCCCCCCUGGUACAUAUGCUAUCAGCAGACCCCUUGUUAUGCUGUACUACACACAAUUCAUCGGAGACGCCAACAAUCUGCCUGUGAUCCUGGGUCUUCCGAACUUCUAUGGUAUCGCUUUGCUGGAUUCAGACCCAUAUCUGGCCUUUGGAGUCAGCUGGUGGGCCAACCAGGUAAGUCAACCUACUGUACAUCUCCAGCGCAAUGCUGAUACGUCGCGUCUAGNNAAUAAUAUGUGGCGUCAAGUCCGCAAUUUUGUUCUGGACAUUCGUCAAAUACUCCCAGGUACGGCUCAUUGCUUGCAUUGGCAGGUAGCUCAAGGAACAUCGCUACAGAACAUCGUUUUCGAGAUGACUGAAGGCGGUGACGAUAAUCAGCAAAUGGUCAGUCUACACAAUUUCGGAUGGCGAUAUGCGUUACUGAUUCUGCUUAGGNGCGUCUUCAUGGACAAUGGAUCGGCCCUGUAUCUGGAAGAUCUCAUUUUCAAUGGAGGUUCAAUUGGCUUCUUCUCUGGCAACCAACAGUUCACUUGCCGAAAUCUGACCUUCAACAAUUGUCAGACCGCCAUUUACCAGAACUGGAAUUGGCUGUUUGCCUACAAGGAUAUUGUCAUCAACAAUGCCGCGAUUGGUAUAGACAUGACGCAGGGCGGAGAUGUUAUCACUACUGGCGCCAUCACUUUGCAAGAUGCCACCAUGAACAAUGUCGGCAUUGGUGUCCUCACCACCUUCUCUUCCAACUCGACGCCUACCUCUGCCGGCACAUUCGUUCUGGAUAACGUGAAUUUUGUCGAUACCCCGGUCGCUGUUCAGCUAUCUCCUAGCAAUGCUACUCUUCUUGAAGGCAACCAAAGGGUUGCCUCGUGGGUCCAAGGCAGGGUCUACACUGCGUACGAAUCAAGCUACGAAGAGAAUAACCUUACUUGCUACGGACCUGCAGCCAACUAUGCUCGUGUACAACAAGUUGUCGACCCUGCUCCCAAAUCCCCAUCUCUCUUGAACGCUGAUGGAUCAUUCUUCACACGUUCAAGACCUCAGUAUGAAGGUGUUCCCGUCGAAAACUUCAUAUCGAUCAAGACUUACGGGUGUGCUGGAGACGGUGUUACUGAUGACACUGCUUGUGUGCAGAGCUUCCUGGAUUCAAUUCAGCCCGACCAGAUUGCCUACAUCGAUUACGGCGCUUAUGUCAUCAGAGAUACUAUCAAGUUCCCCAUCCCGAUCAAGGUUCAGGGCGAGUUGUGGCCUUACUUCAUGGUAGAUGGUUCGGCACCUAGGUUCAGCGAUCAGAACAAUCCCCAAGUAGCGUUCCGUGUUGGCGAGCCUGGUCAAGUCGGCGAUAUCGAGCUUGUCGAGAUUAUAUUCCAGACCUUGGGUGCCGCUCCUGGUGCUAUCAUGAUGGAAUGGAACCUUGCGCAAUCAUCCCCCGGUUCUGCUGGUACCAACGGUACCGAGUUGCAGUCAACCAAUUGUGCCAAAACACCUAAUGUCCCCACCUCACCCAAUCCGGAGUGCUAUGGCGCCUUCUUGCUCCUGCAUAUUACAAGAUCGGCAUCUUUGUACAUGGCCAACAACUGGGGCUGGGUCAGUGAUCACGAGAUGGAUCUAGCUGGUAGGAUGAAAGCUUUUGUGCUUAGAUUGACAAGGGCUGACCGACUUUCUANNGAUCAUAACCAAAUCAACCUUUACAACGGCCGAGGAGUCUUGGUCGAAAGUCAGGGUCCUGUAUGGAUGGUCGGCACAUCCUUCGAGCACAGUAUGCUAUACAACUAUCAGGUCGCUUCCGCCAAAGAUAUCUACAUCAGUGCAUUGCAGACAGAGACUGCAACAAUCCCAAUGCUAUUGCGCCAUAUCCGCCAAUGA